Molecule: messenger RNA, 1005 nt
Organism: Cercopithifilaria johnstoni
Lineage: Eukaryota; Metazoa; Nematoda; Chromadorea; Rhabditida; Onchocercidae
Source: the annotation of a GenBank genome assembly
AUGCCUUUGUUGAAAUGUUCAAAAGAAGAAUUAAACCUUGGAGCAGUGCUGUUAAGUGGCCAGUCAUUCAGGUGGAAAAAAUCGGUAGAAAGUAAUGGUAAAAAUACUGCUUCUUCAUCAAAUGACCUAUUUCUUGGUGUUGCUAAACAUCGGAUAUGGAAGGUUUGGCGAGAGAAUGACGAACAGUUAGGGUAUGAGGUGCUGGCAAAAUUUUCAAAAGCUCGUGGGAGCGACUUGGAUGUUCUCAAAGAUUAUUUCCAGCUCAAUAUCAAGCUAGUGCCAUUAUAUAAGCUCUGGGCCGAAAAUGAUAAGCAUUUCGCUCAUCUUUUGGAGAAUCAUCGAACGAAGUUCGAAGGAAUUCGUGUUCUUGGGCAAGAUCCAGUGGAAACUGUUUUUGCAUUUAUUUGUUCUGCAAAUAAUCACAUCCGACGUAUCACAAAUAUGGUUGAGACAUUAUGUGAGCUGUACGGCGAAAGCACUAAUAUUCCUUGUGCAAAUGGCAUUAAAACAUUUUAUGAUUUUGCUGAUCUAAAACGAAUGGCUGAUGAUCCUAUGUUAGAAACAAUUUUGCGAGUUCAUGGUUUCGGUUACCGCGCGUUGAACAUUGCACUUGCCUCCAAAGAACUCGAAAACAACGGCGAACAAUUUCUAGAAAAUUUGUCAAGGGGUACUUACAAAGAUGCGGUGGAAAAACUUCGACAAAUGCGAGGGAUUGGCGCAAAGGUUGCAGACUGCAUAUGUCUAAUGGGACUACGCAUGCACUCUGUUGUACCAAUUGAUACGCAUAUAUUACAAAUUACAACAGAAAAUUACUUGAAAACAUUGCCGCAAAGAAAAUUUUUACAAGGGAAAGAUCGACAACAAAUUGCAGUUAUUUGGCAAGAAAAAUUUGGCCGUUACGCCGGUUGGGCUCAAGCCGUUUUAUUCACAGCACAUUUGCGACAGAUGAACAUCAGGCAACCAGCGAAGAGAUUAUCAAAGAUAAAAGCAGUAAAGCCAUAUUAA